This is a messenger RNA of Lycium barbarum (goji berry), 1709 nucleotides long. Its product is annotated as E3 ubiquitin-protein ligase At4g11680-like. The record is from RefSeq and is a predicted model, not a curated record. Lineage: Eukaryota; Viridiplantae; Streptophyta; Magnoliopsida; Solanales; Solanaceae. The transcript has 3 exons. Bases 353 to 1393 code for a protein of 346 amino acids.
AACGCCCGUUUAAGUUAUAUACAUCGAUCACUUAUUUUAUUUUUUACAAUGUUACCUCUUAUAGCACAUUGAAGGGGAGCCUUCGAGCAACGAUAAAGUUGUUUCUGUAUGACCUAUAGGUCAUGGGUUCGAGCUGUGAAAACAAGCACUAAUGAUUGCAUUAGGAUAGGCUAUCUACAUCACACCCUCCUUUCCGGAACUCUACUAACACGGGAUGCUCUGUGCACCUAACUGCCCUUUUUUUUUUUUUUUUACCUCUUGUAGCAUAUUAUCCCAUACUUUCUUUUCCGGGUUCUUGAAUCAUGUUCGUUAUAAACAGUUACUUGUUACUCUUAUAGGUUCAACUGGAUAAAUGAAUACCCGCCGCUACUUUCUUACACCAGUAUCUCUUUGCCAUUCGAGCAUCGUCGUAUCUUUCCCACCAAUUUCACCAGCAACAGUACUAGGAGAUGAAAGAAUGGCUAGCACAGGCGGAAAUAAUAGAAACAGGUCGUCGCGUAUACAUCAUUCUAAUUCAUUCUUGAUAAGAAUGGCAAUGAAAAUAUCAAGAGCAAGGUGGUUCAGUUUCCUAAGAAGAGUUUUCCAUUACCAGAAUGGCGGGUCAAGAUCUGAUCUCGGGUCGAAUCCUUUCAAUUCAAUGACUUGGAUAAUGAUGGAGUGUAUAGCAUUAAGUGUUCAAAUAAUUAUGAGUGUAUAUACACUGGCUGUUUCAAAAAAGGAGAAGCCAGUUUGGCCGAUGCGGAUAUGGGUGCUGGGAUAUGUCUUUGCAUGUAUUGUUAGUGUCGUGGUGCUUUACUGGCGUUAUCUGGCAUUCUAUGUGACGACGCAAAGAGAUGAUCAUUCUGACAUGGAGCAGCAAAGAAGCCAUGACGAAUCCAGCGCAUUACACGUAAUGGAGAAAAUCAAAACUUCUCUCGAGCUAUUCUUUGCAAUAUGGUUCGUGAUGGGGAACGUUUGGGUGUUCGAAUCGCGCUUUUUAUCAUACCAUCGUGCUCCUAAACUUCAUCUGCUAUGCAUCUCUCUCCUUGCAUGGAAUGCAGUCACAUACUCUUUCCCCUUCAUAUUGUUUCUAUUGCUAUGCUGUUGUGUCCCAAUGUUGAGCAGCUUUCUAGGCUACAAUAUGAACAUGGGAUCUGUAGAUAGAGGAGCAUCUGAUGAACAACUCUCCAGUCUUCCAAGCUGGAAGUACAAGGAAAUUGGAAAGAAGGAAGAGCUCAGAAAUUCGGGUGUGGAAAAUGAAAAUACGGAAUGUUGUAUUUGUUUAGCCAAAUAUGGAGAUAAGGAAGAGAUCAGACAAUUGCCUUGUUCUCAUAUAUUUCAUCUUAAGUGUGUGGAUCAAUGGCUCAGAAUUAUAUCUUGCUGUCCUCUCUGUAAACAAGAAUUAGAGAGGUAAAGAUGCAAGAAAGUUAUCCUGAGGUUCGAUAAUUCAUAUUUUUUCUGCACAUUUUUACCGGCCUUUCCUUUUCUUUUUUCCCCUUUAAUUUUGCUUUCUGUAGUACAAUUUGAAACACAGAGAAUCGAGAUAAAUUGUACGGAAACUUGUUAUGUAUCUAUCCCCAAUUCCCCAUAAUGCUAACAGAAUACAAGAAGCUAAAAUUAGAGGCUUCCUAGUGUACACAUGUUAUCUGAAGGCCAUGCUCUUAAAUACUUCACUGAGUAAGUUUUUAGGGAUAAUAUACAUAUAAUAUUUAUAGAUAUUGUAUAUGUAA